Molecule: messenger RNA, 891 nt
Organism: Corythoichthys intestinalis (scribbled pipefish)
Lineage: Eukaryota; Metazoa; Chordata; Actinopteri; Syngnathiformes; Syngnathidae
Gene: mrpl55
Product: mitochondrial ribosomal protein L55
Exons: 3
Coding region: 93-452 (119 amino acids)
Biological process (GO): translation
Cellular component (GO): mitochondrial large ribosomal subunit
Molecular function (GO): structural constituent of ribosome
Source: RefSeq, a predicted model, not a curated record
UCUUGUUACAGGAGGACUACUGAGAUGUCGACUUCCGGUAUAGAGGCUGGACAUCCGGUGGUUAGCAUGAACAUCCUUAGCUAGCCGCGAACAUGUCGCUGAUAAACAACACGCGUUGCUUGUUGACCUGGCAUUUGUGGAGGCAGACGCAAGCCGCGCCCAUCCGCCUUAACUCCAACAGGACGUCGGUAGUGCGGUGCAGUCGUCAGAAAUACGAACGCUUGUACCCGGUUUUAAUGGUGCGACCUGACGGCUCCACCGUCAACAUCCGAUACAAAGAACCCCGUCGCAUGCUCAUGAUGCCAGUGGAUCCUUCCACCUUGUCGGAGGAGGAGCGUCGCCGUCGUCAGAAAAAGCGGGAAGUCAAGAAGACUGUGAAGGAGGCGGCGGUCCACUACGAGGACGAUUUUAAGGCGGACAAGUACAGACAGUUCUGGAGCAAGACCAAAUAAUAAGACGCUCUGGCUUCUUGUUUAUUUAUGUUUAUCUAUGUGAAAAUUAAACAACCCUUUAAAAAAAACCUAGGCCGCCAUUUGAAUUUGUUGACUUUAUUCCUCUUUACUGAACAAUAAUUGUCAUUAAUGUAAUAAUCAUUGGUCACUCUCUGUUGAUUUUGGGUCAUUUCUGGGGCACUUUUUGUACAUUUGGGGGCAUUCAGCAGUAACUUCAUGUACAUUUUUGAUGUUUUUUCUAUUGAUUUUAGGGCAUUUUCUGGGUUAAUUCCUGAUUUUGAUUCACUUCCUGUUGAUUUCGGGGCAUUUCUAGGUAACUUCCUGUACAUUUUGGAUCAUUUCUCUUGAUUUUCGGGCCCCUUCCAGUCCAAACAAAUUGGACGUCUAUCACCAUCAAUGGCAGCAAAUAAGUCAUUUCAUGAAAUUACAUUAAAUCCGA